CUUGACUAAUUUACAAAAUCCGCGAUGGUGAGCCUGUCAAACGAAAACCGGCGUUCUGGCGGUUACUUUUUUAAUGAUGACAAUACAAUUCAAGCUCGGGACAGUGAUGAACCACUUCUGGACAGUCCCACUUACACCACAGAACUGGAUAGGCCAUUUCGGGUCAUCAAUACCACACCAGCAAUUGUCCUGCACCUCCUUGUAAUGGUGGUGGCAGCAGCAGUCGUGUUAGCAUUGGACUCCAUGUAUCAUCAGCAAUCAGAGGCAAUAAUAUAUUACAUCCAGGGGGCGCUGUGGUUCCUACAUUUAACCUUUGACAUGUUUUACCGACAUUGUCACAAGAAAAGCCGUCUCCAUGGAUACCUUGAGUUUUACAGGCAAACAAGAUUUGUACGUCAGUUGCCAUUAGCCAUAAAUUCUGCAGUGAAUGCCGGAUUGAUCAUCCUGGCCAGCGUGGCAAGACGGGAAGGCUGGACACCUGAUACUGGAAAACACAACAAAGUCUGGCAUCUCAGCCUCCGUCUCAUCGUCGUGCUCCACAUCGUCAUCAAACUCAUCGUACUUAUCCUCUAUCUAGUGAAGACUGUGAAGUUCAAUAAAAGCCAAGUGUCCCCAGACGUUGCUCAAGAAGACAUGAUGGCAAGCUUUGUACAGUCGACCCAUUCAUCAGAAAUAGGAUUCAGAGAUGAACAGUACACUGAACAAGUUUUGGAGAAGCAAGCUGAUAUGAUACGGUACCUUAAACAACAUAACGCCCAGCUCGGAAAACGUAUCCUUGCUCUCACAGCUGAAAACCAGAACCUCAGGGGAGGUAACAGCUGAGGGGUCAAAUAUAACGAAGACUACGAGACUUGAUCGCUCAGUAAUGAGGACAAACAGUUACAUUUAUGUUUACUGCUUUAUUUACUCUUCGUCCAGACAUGACGGCUGUCUGACUGCACUACCAUUCAAGACUGUCAAACUUUGAUAUCCUUGUCUUAACUUAGAUUGAAUGGAUCAGUCUAAUCGGAGUAGGAAUAGAGUUAAAUUGAAGGCUCUGUACAUCUAUUAUUGGAGAAUGAAAAUUUCCAGGAUGAGAAGAAGAGAAAUCUCUGUCUGGUGAUCAUCAUCUAUUGAAUUUCACAAUUAAAGGUGAAAAUUUGCUCGAGAACAAUUACCAUCAACUUGAGGAAAAAAGAAAACAUGACAAAAUGUACUAAAAAAAUCCAGUAAUGAUUGAUAUCAGUAAAUUAAAUAUCAUUUUGAAUAGAUGGGAAAUUCUAACAUAUGAUAUUUUGUAAUAAAACAACUUCCUGCAAUGAGGUCAUACAUAGGCCUACUUGUAGGGAUAUUGGUGUCGCAAUAAUUACUGACUAAUUAUUGACACAGCACAUAUUUGUAGAUAAGAUAAGUACAUCACAGUUAGAUGAUGUAGGUAGUGGGUAAUGUAUCCAAACAAAGACUUACAUACUCUGAUGCUGUCAAUUAUAAACAUUCUUUAUUUAUCUGCAUAUGAACUGCUGCCCACAAAUAAGUCCCCUCCUUCAUUUUUGCAGAAUCAUCAAUUUUGAAAACUCUUUAUUUUGUAAGCAAAUCAUAAUGAAUUUAUUUAUCUCUUUAAAUUAUUAGAUACAGCACUUGUACCUCAUCAAUAAAACAAUUUUCAUUUUCAAGGGAUUAUACUUGUUGCUAUCAUGGACAAAUUAAUAAUGAUGAAAACUAGAAAAUAAUGUUAAUAGAGAGUACCUCACUCCAUGUCAUCACUUUAUGAAAAAAAAAUUUUUUUUUUUGUGACAAGGAAAUUUGAAUGAAGAUAGAAAAAAAAAUUUACAGUAUUGUUGCAUCUUAUGCAGAUUCUCAAUGUCUGUUUCAAUUUAUUUUUUAUUUUUUUUUUUAGGUCAUCUGACCCGAAGGGUCCGAUGACCUAUAGUCAUCAUGCUUCGUCCGUCGUCGUCCGCCGUGUGCCGUGUGCCGUGCGCCGUCCGUAAACUUUUCAUUCAAACGACUUCUUCUCAAAUACUAGAAGGUCUAGGGGGCUAAUACUUGGCACAGAGGAUACUGGCAUGGAG
Messenger RNA from Ylistrum balloti, 2048 nucleotides. RefSeq names its product transmembrane protein 192-like. Gene Ontology annotation, cellular component: lysosomal membrane; late endosome. The transcript has 6 exons. Bases 25 to 822 code for a protein of 265 amino acids. The record is from RefSeq and is a predicted model, not a curated record. NCBI's taxonomy places the organism in Eukaryota, Metazoa, Mollusca, Bivalvia, Pectinida, Pectinidae.